This is a messenger RNA of Colletotrichum godetiae, 750 nucleotides long. RefSeq lists its product as uncharacterized. The transcript has a single exon. The coding region runs from base 1 to 750 and encodes 249 amino acids. NCBI's taxonomy places the organism in Eukaryota, Fungi, Ascomycota, Sordariomycetes, Glomerellales, Glomerellaceae. The record is from RefSeq and is a predicted model, not a curated record.
AUGUCUUUUAUUAUUCACAAACUCGGCCUUGCCGAUAACUUCAAGCCAACGCGACACAGAGCAGCAAGACCGCACUUCGGCCGUGGCGGAUUCCAAGUCCCAAACCCAGGUGGUACGGCAGACAUGUCUAGCUUCAUGAACCACGCGAGAGAUAUCGUCGCUGGCAAGGGUCUGCAAACCAACUACACAGCUUCUCCUGAUCCUUUACCAAACGCGCGCCAGGCAACACCCCUCGAAGUUCUCUGUCUCGCCAUCGCCAUCUUCGUCCUUGCUUGUAUCCUCGGUUUCAUCGUCCUGAUCGGCAUCAAGACUAGGCGCUCCCGGACACAACAUGAGGCCAAUAGCUUUCCAGAAAGCAAUGGCCGGGAGGGAUGGGAAUCACAUGACACGACACAGUUUUUCAUCAACGGUGUCCAGAGGCGGAGCGAUUCGGUAGCAGGACAAGAGAGGAACGAGCUCCAUCUCCUGGGGAGAGAUGAAACGGUCUCCCUCGCCCCAAAACACGUCUUCAGGCCUUGGAGAGACGCCGCCGAUGAGCGUAAUGGUGGGAUUGGGAAGUUCGACGGCACAUCGACGGGGCUUUCCAACGGUACCUUCCGGGACUCGGAACAGUACCCCACGACCGACGAUCAAGGGAUCAUUCGUUCAGUCGAUGAACAUCUACCCGCACAUUAUGGUCGUAGACCGUCGAGGCGCUUUGACGAGGGAGGUGUCAUGGAUACGGGCUCAGGACCGACGUCCCAUAUGUAG